Molecule: messenger RNA, 1842 nt
Organism: Dichomitus squalens LYAD-421 SS1
Lineage: Eukaryota; Fungi; Basidiomycota; Agaricomycetes; Polyporales; Polyporaceae
Exons: 6
Coding region: 1-1842 (613 amino acids)
Source: RefSeq, a predicted model, not a curated record
AUGCAACAGCAACAGCAGCAGGAUGAGUUGACGAUGACGGUGUUCGGGGCGGUGGAGAGCCUGAGCCCGGCGAGGAAGGCGGGGUUCUUGCUCGAGACGAGCUUGGCGUUGAUCGAGAGCGGGAGGUACGGCGACGAGGUGGAGAGCUACCUGGACGUGUACCUGCGGACGCCGGGGCUCGAGAAGAAGGACGUCGCGCGCGCGCUGCUCGCGCGGGGCAACGCGCGCAAGAUGGCGGGCGAACGGCUGCUCGCGAGGGCGCAGCAGGACUUCCAGGCCGUCGCGAAGCUCGACCCGUCCAACCGCGAGCUGCAGGGCUAUCUUCGGCGGAGCAAUAUGAUCCACUUCGUCGACGAGCCUGCCUCACAACGUGCACCUCCGGAGAUCUGGGAACGCAUAGCGCGCUUCAUCCCGCGAUAUCACCUUCGCUCAUGGCUCUUCGUCUCCGCAUUCCACCGUGAUAUCGCCGUUCGCCUCAUCUUUCAUACGAUCGACCUCUACUUUGGGGAAGACCAAGACCUGAACCGCGGACUCGACAUAUUCGACAGGGUUAAGACGGACCAGGGCUUCGCGCGCCGCGUGAAGGCGCUUAGGCUGCAUUGGGCGUAUGAGGAAAAUGAUAUGUUCGAUCUCAUGACAAGGAUGUUCAAGUCCGCACUGCCUGCAUUUGUUGCGCUUAGGGAGUUCGAGUGGAUUGGAUACCCGGAACUACGUGCAGACAUGGUCCAAGCCGUCCUGCAAGCACAUCCACAUCUACAAACGCUGGGGCUCAUCGGCUGGCACUUUGAUGCGGUUGGCGUGUCCGCCUUCAGUGGCCUCCGCAAGUUCAUCCUCCGCGCAGAGGACGACGACGGCUUCGCCGACAUGGGCGAGGUCCGCACCGUGCUCGACCAAAACCAGGCGACGCUCCGGCACCUCACCCUCGGCGCGUACCUCCAGCGGAACCACUCCUGGGACCACGCGUUCCAGUCCGCGACGAUCCGCAACCUCACCCACCUCGAGCUCGUCGACACGCGCAUCUCGCACGUCGUCCUCGCGCGCAUCGCGCACGCGCACAGACUCGAGAGCCUGACGCUGCACGGGACGUUCGAGGAGCCGUGCUCGGCGGGCGUCGUGUUCGGGAGCGACCACGUCAUCGACGGCGUGCACACGUUCCUCCCGCACCUGGAGGAGUUCCGGUUCGUGAUGGUCGGGCACGACGACGACCUGGGCCUGUUCCAGUCCGUCGCGCAGUUCCUCCGCCAGCGGCCGAGGCUGCGCAGGCUGGAUCUGGGCAGCUGCCCGUGGGAUCUCGUGCACGGCGUUCUGCCGGACCUCUCGGGGUUGCGCGUGCUGAGGGUCCGGAUCGCGAACCUGACUGAGGCGUCGCUGAGGGCGCUGUUGACGUCCUUGCCGGCCACGAUGGCAGCGUUGCACUUGGAGACGGCGGUUUCUGACAAGCCUAUCCACGAAUACGCCCCUGCCUUCAAAAUCUUCCCGUCCCUCAGUAUGCUGCAUCUGGACAGCAACAGGCGAAGACCGCAGCCCAACCUUCUCUCCGACAAGGAGUACCAAGUCCAGACGGAACAGUGGGCAUCCAACGCACGGAGCAUCGCCCGCGCGCUCCCUUCGAUCGAUUUCGUCGGCUGGCAUGGGGAGCACUACGUCGUCGUCCGCAGCGGCGGCGCGAAGGAGGGCGCCGCGCGGGAUAAGGAGAAGGACAAGGCCGAGCUGAAGGAGCUGCCCGCACGGCGGCGCUUGGACUGUGCGAAGGGCGUCGACUUCGGGAGCGAGGACGCGGCGUGGAUGGAGCGGAAGGACCUGCCGAUGGACUACGAGACGCCGGGACUCCAGCAGACGUGA